Messenger RNA from Frieseomelitta varia, 1778 nucleotides. RefSeq names its product trans-Golgi network integral membrane protein TGN38-like. NCBI's taxonomy places the organism in Eukaryota, Metazoa, Arthropoda, Insecta, Hymenoptera, Apidae. Bases 221 to 1681 code for a protein of 486 amino acids. The record is from RefSeq and is a predicted model, not a curated record. The transcript has 4 exons.
UAGGUUAUGUAGGUUCAAACGAAGAAAGAUGGCGUAUAUGUAAAAUUCUAUGAUAUUAAAUGUGUGGUUGGGUUUGUGUCAAGUAAAUUGGAUUGUGGAAGGUUAUGUUCGUUGUAGCCUCAAAGAAUAAAAUAUUGUACUUGUAGUGUUAAAUUUGUUGGAAGUAUUGUUAAAAAAAUUAAAAGCUAUAGAGAAUAUUGAUUCAGCAUAAAAAAUAAUAAUGAAUAACUCAAAAAACGUAAUUCGUUCAUUUUUCGGUUUUAGUACGUUUGUUUUUUUUCUUUAUUGCAUGAAAGUGUCAAGUGUACUAAGUGUACCAACAGCCCAAAACAUUAUAAAUGUAAUGAAAAAUGAUACCGAACUCUCCUGUAAAAUACCAACAUUUUUGUACGAAAACAAUAUUAUAGCAGAUUGUCAUGAUGUAGCAUAUCCUGAAGGACAGAAUAUCACUUAUCAACAUGAUUUAAAGUCCAUGAAUACUUUUUUAUGUUUGGCAUUUUAUGAUACAAUAUAUAAAGUCUGUCACUCUAGUCAACAUUAUAAGUAUCUUACUAAUAUGACUACGUUUUACUCAUAUAUCUAUGAUUUCUUCCCUGGAAAAGAAGAAAGUGACCAAACUAUGUUUUGUAAAAAUAUCAAGGAUAUUAAAUUUGCAUAUAAAAAAGUGGAACCAUUGUUAUCACAUGUACAUUUGAAUAAUUCUCAUACAUGUUAUUCAAUAUGUUUGGAUAUGUCAGAAAAAUUUGUUCCGCUUUGUGCAAUACUAGCAUGGAAUAAAAAUAUUGAUGAUACAAAACAAAUAAAUACGAAUUUAGAAAAAGAGCCUGAAGAUGUAUUGAGUACAAAGAUAAAGACAAAUCACGAGACAGAAGAACAACAGUUUCAAGUAGCAGAUAAAACUUUUAAUAGAAUGUCAAAAGAAAAUACUGAUAAUACUAAAAGUAAAAUAGAUAAAUCUUCCACUAUAAAUGUGUUAUUACCAAAAAAGCAAAACAGUGCUAAACCUGUUGUUAAAUCUAAUACCAACAGCUAUAGUAACAAUCAUCAGCAGAUUGUCACAUAUCCAACAGAAAAAAAGAUAGAAACAAAUGUUGAGAAAGCUGAUGUUCCUGAAAAUUUAGGCAUUGCAUCUAACACUGAUGAUAAAAUUGGAGAUGAAAAAGUAGAAACUAAUCCAGAUAUAAAUAAUGGAGCUGGAGGAAAUAUAAAUGAUGUUAAUGAAGAUGUCAAAACAAGUACAAUAUCAGAAAAUACACAGGAUCAUCAAAAUCCUGUUAAUGAAGAUGAGUGGAGUCAGAUGGAAAAUGACAAAUUACCUAUUGAUCCAAGUGAUGGAACUGAUCAGUCCAUUGAUACAGACAAAAAACUAUUAGCAGAUCAAAAUCAACAUAUACCAGAACCUUCUGAACAGAGAGAUAUUAUACCUCAUUAUAGCAUUAGGACAGAUGAAGAGUCCCAUUUUUUUACUUACUUCACUGUAGUUUCUUUAAUCUCAGUAGCUGCGUACAUUGGUUAUCAUAAUAAACAAAAAAUAUUAGCUAUUGUAUUAGAAGGACGAAGAUCACGAAACAGCCGUAGUAGACGACGACCAAGCACUGCUAAUUAUCGUAAAUUAGAUUGUACACUAGAAGAAGCAGUUACAUCACAGUGUAAUGCAAAUGUGACCCAUGUCAUAUAUUAAUGCAUGUAUCCAACUUUAAAGCUGUAUAAUAGCACUUGUGUAACAUAUUUUGUAUUCAAGUAUACAUCCAUUAUAAUAUGAGUUUAUUUUUGACAAA